AAUAAACCACACAGCAGACACAUAAAAUGACCUGCAUAUUCAUCAAUCAAAGUGGCACCCACACGCUCGUUAGUGCACUGUGACAGCCGAGCAUCUGGCAUGCGCUGUACCUGACUGAAAGCGGGCAACAGGCACUUGCGCAUGAUGGAGUGUGUUGCUGGUAGAAAUCAGAUUUAUCGCGGCGCAGCAGAGGUUUUUUUUGUUUUGUGCGACGCACCUCAGCGGUUGUUUGGAAUUUUCCUACUAUCGCUUUUUUGCUUCCACUGGUGUUUGGCACUCCAGUUUGCAUUUCUGAGAAAAACGAGUCUUUUUUUCGCAUUUGUCGUUUUCUCCUACAAUUAUUAUUAUAGUCGUAUCGACUCCCGCCCUAUGAAGGCUGAAAAGCAACAGCAGCAGCAGCCAACAGGAGCGACAGCAAUUCCGGCGGCGGGAAUUGGGAGUGACGGCAAUUCGCCAGCUCCAAAUGGCAACACAGCUAAAAAAGGGCAGUCGAGCGCAGCACCGUCGCUGUUUUCCACAACCAAUGGCCCAGAGACAGGAGCUAGCAACAGCGAGACAGCUGGUGAGGAUGAUCUGGGACGGCAGCUCGAGCUCUGGUGGGACGAGGUCCUGGCAUUCUUCAAUCGGCACCGGGCCACAGCAGCAUUGGUAGCGUGGGCGGGCGUGUUUCUGUUCGAUAUCAUGGACCUGCAUAUGCCAGCAGAAUGGCUGGUGUUUACGUUUUUCUCGUUUUCGGUGUUUGUACAGGCGUUCGGCAUGUCCGUGGUGUUUUUCGCUCUGCUGACAGUGGCCAUGACGGUAGUGAAUGUAGCGAUAUUCUACAUGGUGCCGUACACAACGACGUCCUUGUUUUCGACGAUUGUGGUGUGCAUGCUACUGGUGCGCGGAGUGCAUGGGCUGGACUCGAAGGGCUGGGCGCUGACAGCGGUGAUGAGUCUGGCGCGCAUCGGCAACCCGUGGUGCUCGAUUCUGCCCGAGUACCUGCAGGCACCGAUAGCAGCAUACUGCACAUCGUUUGGGAUCCUGUGGCUCGCAUACCACCAUGCCCGGCGGCUCGAGAGAUUGCUGGACCCGGCUUGUUUGUUGCUGGGGAUUAUUCCGCCACCGGCACCAAGGCUGGGCAUUGUCGAAAUUCGGGAUACCAGCGUCAUUGUCAGCUGGGCAGCCAUGCCAAAGAGCAUUGUUACAGCGGGCGACUCUGAUAAUUCGCCGGGCAUCUUUGGGCCUGGCGGUGCCACGAACAGCAUAGGCGUGGGCGAUGCGCAGGGUGUGCAAUCAACGACGUUGGCGCCGGGUGAUGGACGGGCAGAGUUGGCCAGCACAGUCUUGACUAUUGGCAACGGGUUGAUCAGCAUCGACCGCAAGGGGCUGAGGGAAGCGCGGGUGGCGCGGUACGAAAUCGAGGUCAAUGGCCAUAUCGUUGGCUCAUGCAGCGGCUCCGAGGAUUAUACGAGGAUCCGCGGACUGCAGAGCGCACACAUGUACCAGCUGCGCAUUUGGGCGGUGUCGCAGAGCCGGGGACGCACAGCCUCCCAACCAGUAUUUGUCAGCACGCUGUCGCGGGGUGAGGCCCAGCAGCAGCAGCAGCAGCAGCAAAAGGCCAACGGUACCAAGACGGAGACAGCAAAUGAAGCGAAUACAGCGAGUAUUAAGGCAGAGAUUGAGGCAUCGCAGCACGAAGUGGAUGCGCUAGAGCGCAGUAUUGCUGAGUUGCGAGAGCACGCCGACGAAGAGCGCGCAAGACUGCAGCGCGAGAUCCACGAGCUGAAGGCGAAGCGCAAGGAGGAGGAGCUGGCAAAGGCGGCUCAGCGUGACAAGAUCCGUGAGCUCGAGGCGGAAAAGCGCAGGCUGGACAGCGAGAAGAUACGGCUGGACACAGCAAUCACCGAUGCCAUGGGCAGGCGGCAGCGCGCACUCGAGCGGAUGCGCGACCAAGAGCGCAAGACGGAGGAGUAUACGAAAAGCGCGAGGGCGCUGGAGGAGACGAUGCAGAAGGAGAAGCGUGACCACGGGCGGCAGCAGGAAGAGCUGAAGAACACCAUCGGUGCAAUUAAGGCUGAGGUCGAGAAAGCACAGCAGCGGCUGGAUGAACUGACGGCGCAGCAGGCGGAUCUGGCAGCUAGUCUAAAGGCUAAGCGGGCAGAGCUGACGGUGCAGGAGAAGAAGAACGCUGAACUCGAUGCGCAAAUCAAGGAGGCAGUGCGCAGGCGGCACCGCAUGCAGGACGACCGGUCGCGGAUCGCGAUGUCGGCCGAGAAGAUCCAGGCUGAAAUCAGCGCGCUGAUUCCGCAGCUCGACGAGGCCACCAGCGAGCGCCAGCGGCUGCAGGCACUGGCUAAUGCACAGACCAUGCGCAGGUACCAGCCAGCAGUCAGCACUGCGUCACCACUGCCACUGGCUGCAUCGCCGACGAGGGUGAAUCCGUUUGGCGAGCUUCAACCACCAUCGUUGGCGUACCAGGCGCAGACGAUGCCGGUAAGGCGCAGUAGCCAGAACAGUGGGUUCAAUCACGCCAGGUCAUCGUCAUUUGCCAACAUGAGCGGUGGGUUUGGCGAUGCGGUGGUGCCAGCGAUCAGCAGCGCCCAGGGCAUGAGUAUCAGCGGUGUAGGGUCAAGACGUAGCGCCGACCUCAGUGACCUGCUGCUGUUUUGGGAUAGGAGUGUACCGCUGGCGACGUCGUCGGCAGCAAUUGACUCCUUGAGCCUGAUCAACGCUGGCGCGCCGCUGGAUGCUGCGAGCGACUUGGAUUUUGUCCGCCAUCUGAGCCCUGUGAACUCAGUGCGUGAUGCUGGCCGGCUGACAAGAUCGUCGCUGUGGGGCAGCAGUGCCGGAGACCCGUCGCUGUCGACAACAACUGCCGAGGCCAGCGCGCUGAGCAUUCUGAAAGACACAGAUCUGGCCUACCCGACACCGGCCAGGCAGCGUAGUGGCGGUGGCAGCAGCAUCGGCAGGAUGAGCGACCUGGCCCGUCGCGAUUUCCAGCGGCCGUCGAUGGCAUCAGCUGGCCAUGCUCGGCCGCUGGACAGGAUUUUGACGAGCUCGUUUGAGAACUUGGACCAGCGCAGCGUCCUGGGCAAUGCCACGAGCCCGCACUUCCGGUUCCAGUCAUUGGAUCUUCGCGCAGGCAGCGGGUGGCCGGAUUUUGAGCGCGCCGAUGGCCGCGAGUCAGGUCGCAGCAGCACUGUCAACGACCGCCCCUCGCCAGUAUUCCCCGAGGCAGCUGCCGGCCAGCAGAGCACCGACCCAUUCUCGCUGCGCAGUACGACGCCGGCUGCCGAGCAGACACAGUCGCUGAUUUUUGGUGGCAGCCUUGUCAACCCACGGCGGCCGCUGGUUGAGCCAAUCGGCGCGCCGGUGCGCAAGCGCGAGCGCGAGCGCGAGCAAAAGCAGAGCAGCGAUCAGGGGGUGGACGCACUGACCAACCCGUUCCGGAUUCCGAUUGACCGCGAGAUGUCCCACCCGACAUCCUUUGGCGGCUCGCUGUAUCAUAGCCGGUCAAUUUGGGACGCAGACGACAAAGACGACCGUCGCAAGUAGUUGGUGGUUUUACACAAAAACAAGAGAAUCCAAUGUUUAUUUUCUUUUGAUGUCAUGGCAGUGUUGUUUAUUUGGGAAGGAGUUUAGAGAAGGGUGGCACCAGCAGCAACCAGCAGCGACACACCGGCGUAGCCGAAGGCCUUGACGGAUGCAGCGCCGUUGGUCGACUCGGACUUGGCAGCCGAG
Molecule: messenger RNA, 3723 nt
Organism: Linderina pennispora
Lineage: Eukaryota; Fungi; Kickxellomycota; Kickxellomycetes; Kickxellales; Kickxellaceae
Exons: 1
Coding region: 142-3537 (1131 amino acids)
Biological process (GO): microtubule anchoring at centrosome
Cellular component (GO): centrosome
Molecular function (GO): protein binding
Source: RefSeq, a predicted model, not a curated record